UUAAACAUUUCUCAUAUUUUGAUUUUUGACAGCAAUUUCUUCUAUUUUCAUUGUUACCAAUUUCUUUUCACGGAACGUUUUUCACUUGCAUCGAUUCGGACACAAACGUACAAUUCAAUCUUUCUUCGUGCUGUGCGAUCUGAACUGAGCGGAUGGAAAUGGAUAUGGAUCCCACCGGCUACUCACCGGCCUCCGUUACGAGCGCCGCCUCAACUGCAGCCACUCCUGCCGACCCAUCCGCAGCCGUUGCCUCAUCGAAGCUAAGCCAACUGACGGAGUCUUUGAAACUGGAGCACCAGUUUGUCCGCGUCCCCUUCGAGCACUACAAGAAGAUAGUCCGUUCCAACCACCGUAUCAUUGAGAAGGAAGUUUCAUCCGUUAUUUCGGGCGUCGGAGACGCCGCAGAGUCUGACAUCACCAGCGACGAAGCCACGCAACGCCUGAAUUCUCUUGUCUCCAGGCUGCAAGGGCUUAAACGGAAGUUGGAAGAGGGCAGUCAAAUAGAGGAUAUGCAAGCACAGAGAUGCCGAGCACGGCUGGACCACUUAGAAUCAAUGGACGCAGAAAAUUUAUCAGUUUGGAACCGCAACAGGUUGAACCGUAUACUAGUGGAUUACAUGUUGAGGAUGUCAUACUAUGAUACAGCCACAAAGUUUGCAGAGCUUAGCAAUAUUAAGGAGCUUGUUGAUAUUGAUGUAUUUUAUGAAGCAAAGAAGGUCAUUGAUGCUCUUCACAACAAGGAGGUAGCCCCUGCUUUGGCAUGGUGUGCUGAAAAUAAGGCCAGGCUGAAGAAAUCGAAGAGCAAAUUUGAGUUUCAAUUGAGACUGCAAGAAUUCUUAGAAAUGGUAAGAGCUGAAAACAUGAUGCGAGCUAUUAUGUAUGCCCGGAAGUAUUUGGCACCUUGGGGGUCCACCCAUUUGAAAGAGUUGCAGAGAGUCAUGACCACACUUGCUUUCAAGAGUAAUACUGAAUGCGCAAUAUACAAGGUACUAUUUGAAGCCAAGCAAUGGGAUUACCUAGUUGACCAAUUCAAACAAGAGUUUUGCAAAUUGUAUGGCAUGACUCUUGAGCCUUUGCUGAAUAUAUACCUUCAAGCAGGCCUCUGUGCCCUGAAAACUCCAUUCUGUUACGAAGAUGAUUGUACAAAGGAGGACCCCCUGUCACAGGAAAGUUUCCGCAAAUUAGCACAACCGCUACCAUACUCCAAACAGCGUCAUUCAAAACUUGUUUGCUUUAUUACGAAGGAGUUAAUGGACACUGAAAAUCCUCCACUGGUCUUGCCAAAUGGCUAUGUCUAUAGCAGUAAGGCUCUUGAGGAAAUGGCCAAGAAGAAUGAUGGAAGAAUCACGUGCCCCCGUACUGGCGUUACCUGCAACUACACAGAUCUAACUAAAGCCUAUAUUUCCUAAUGAGUGCAAGCUUCUUCAGACUUCUGCUUGAAAUGAUUUGUGGGAGUCUUCUGGUUUUGAUCUUUUACCGAGUGGCUAUGGGCUAAACAUCACACCUGUACAUACACGCUAUGCAUACUCUGUAAUUAUUUGUUUUUUAUAUACUCUGUAUGUGUUUGUUCUGUAACAGAAAUUGCAUUUUCUGUGAUACUUAUGAUUUAGUGCUUCAGUUAUAUAAUCCAGUAAUAAAAGUAUUCUUCAAUAAACCAUGAAAUUUACCAAUAAUCAAACGGCCUGAGAAUGUAACUCUUUCUAUUUUAACUUGAUGUAUAGUGU
Messenger RNA from Cuscuta europaea, 1724 nucleotides. Lineage: Eukaryota; Viridiplantae; Streptophyta; Magnoliopsida; Solanales; Convolvulaceae. The record is from the annotation of a GenBank genome assembly.